ACAAGUGUGAACUUAUAUCCUUAGCAUUUUGUCACUGCAUUUGUGUGUGAAUGAAUGUGUUUAAGCGAUAACAGUAUUUUCCUGGAUUAUAGAAAGGUCAGGACAGGUCGACCGGCGUGUUUGGAUAAAUUUAUCUCGUGUUUGGAUAAAUUUAUCUCUUGUUUGGAUAAAGUUAUAUCGUGUUUGGAUAAGCUAGUGUGCAACAUGUGGCAUUAUAAUCAUAAUUCGUAUUACAACAGAAACCCUCACCAUCAAAUGCAUCAAUAUCAUGCUCACAAUCACAGGCCGUCGCCGUAUUCUGUGCCGUCGAACUCUUUCGUCAGUGGAAUCACCUCUAUGCCUAGCCUUACCCCCACCACCCUAGCCAACAUUGAGCGCACGUUCAUCGAACUACAGGCCGUCCCCGCGGUCAAUGCGUCCACAGGCCAGGACCCCCACACCCAGAGUGGAUUCGUACCCCCUAUCGUUGACCCUGUGACGUCAGAACGGUCAAACGACGCCUACGGAGACUACGGAGACAGUAACUCAGCCUCCGAUCCUGAGUGGGUUCCAGUAGCAAAGCGGUCAAGGAUUGAAUUGUCUGACGGAUCCAGUGCCAGCAAGACCAGUGAUCCGAUGUACUCUCAGGUCACUACCUCCGUCCCCCCGGGUCGCAAAAGGCGUGGGGCAAGGGAUGUCAAACUUUCUCCUGAAGAGGAAGAGAGACGGCGAGUCCGACGAGAACGCAACAAAGUGGCUGCUGCCAAAUGUAGACAAAGACGAGUUGAUCAUACCAACCGCCUCACAGGGGAAACCGACCAGUUGGAAAGUGAAAGGGACGACCUUGAAUCAGAGAUCCAGCAACUUCAGCAGCAGAAAGACCAACUCGAAUUUAUCUUGCAAGCCCAUCAGCCUCUCUGCAAACUGGAGGAACGAACACAACAGCACCAGAACGCAUCCCCAUCCAUUACAAUGCCAUCAAAGGUUAAGAUAAAGAAGGAACCGGGCGUGGACGGUAGGUCCACUACGUGUCCCAUGGGCAAGGGUACGACAACAAGCACCACUGGCAUGAGACCAAGCUCUCUGGACAUCAAAACGGAGGACCGAAAGAAGGUUACCGUUACCAGUGCUACUGGAAUUCCGAUUACAACGCCCUCUAACGGCUUUUACUUUGCCAUGGAUAGCAUGGUUGACCAUACGGGAUUAACUCCCAUCACUAACGGCCCCACAUCUAGUUGUGGCACAGAGGCCAAUAGAACUACCAGUGAAAGUAGCUCGGAAAAUGUGAAUUCUCCGACACUAAUUUCCCUCUAGAUCAAACUUUAGGAAAAUAGAUCUACUGGAAGCCGAGAUUGGAAUGAGAAGGAAAAACAAAGUUCUUGAUUUCUUAUGAAAUUUGGGAAUUUCCUCAUUUUUUCAUAAAAAACCAGACCUUGUAAACAAUGUUCUGGACGUUUUCCACUUGAUGUUUGACGUGCUUAUGUACUGCUGGACGGUUUGAUUUUGAGUACACAAACAGUUUAUUUCAAUUUUAAUGUAUUUAUUUGACGGGAGAAUGCGGGAAGUGUUCCUCAGCCAGUAUUAUUUUUGUUGUAUGUUGCAAUGAAAUCGAAUUGGUAUGUCAUCGUUCUAGUGUCGUGCUAUUUUAAUGGAAUUUAGUCAUAGGUGGCGCCUUAUUCGUAAUUAGUAGUCCUGGUUUCAUGAAUGUUUAUGCUAUUUGUCAAUUGCACGCUUGAGCCAUUAGUAACAUAGUUCGUAAUAACCAUGUUUUGUUAAAGUUUUUAAACGUGUUCAGUUUUUUUUUCAGCUAAAUGAAGCCUUAUCCUUGUCAUAACUACUGUUAAUGUUUUAAAGUGUUGAUAAUUUUAAAACUAAUUUAGCUGAACGUGUCUUGUUAGUGUACGUGCGGGUCACGUGACCGAAGAGUAAUACGUGUUUGUGUGUGAUAUUACGAAAGCGUAUAUGUGGCCUAUACAUAUUUACACCUGGGUAGGGUUGAACUUUCAAGAAAUACUUCAAGAUAUUGAAAGCUUGUACAAACGCAUUCGGCAUUUUUCAACCCAAUUUUUAUGCAUUUGAAAAUGAUCUCCGCAAUCAUAUUGACGACUUUUGUAUAUGUAUGUUCUAAAUUUCAAACGAUAAGUCACUAAGAUAUUUCAAGUAUAAUAUCUUGGCAACAAUGAGUUGUAAACGACCUUUACCCUUGUGUCCGAGUCCAAGUCAUGCAAUGCAAAUAAUAAUACAAAUUGUUACGGAUACAGCAUCAAUAUAUUACUGCUUCCAUUUUUUUCAUGUUGUUCAAUUUAUGAAUUUUUGUACUGACAUUUUAUAGCAAAAUAAAAAAAAUGAAGAAAACUUA
This is a messenger RNA of Ylistrum balloti, 2338 nucleotides long. Its product is annotated as fos-related antigen 1-like. The record is from RefSeq and is a predicted model, not a curated record. Gene Ontology annotation, biological process: regulation of transcription by RNA polymerase II. Lineage: Eukaryota; Metazoa; Mollusca; Bivalvia; Pectinida; Pectinidae. Gene Ontology annotation, cellular component: nucleus. The transcript has 4 exons. The coding region runs from base 55 to 1293 and encodes 412 amino acids. Gene Ontology annotation, molecular function: RNA polymerase II cis-regulatory region sequence-specific DNA binding; DNA-binding transcription factor activity, RNA polymerase II-specific.